GAAGUAGCAGCACAUUACCAGCCGCUCCUUCCCGAGGCCGGCGAGGGCCGCCUCGUUCAGCCCAUACUGUGAUCUGAUAGGUACUCCCGGUUGCUGUGACUGUGGUCGCUAUGGUACGGCGGCAUGUGGCUAAACCAGUUACCGUACGACGGCGUCGAGCUGGUUAAGGGAGCUAGGGAGGAAAGCACGGCCGAUGAGGAAGGUCGUAGAGCGGAGAUACAGCCUGGCACAUGGCAGUUGGGGCCGGCAAAACUGGGGCGGUCAGGCUGCUCUUCGAGGCGGGCGCCGAGCCGUGGCCGCUUACCGUCUUCAACCGGCCCCCGCUCAGCAUGCCGAGCGCCCGCUUGCGCCUGAAAGUGGUCAAGCCAUUCGUAGCGCAUGUCGAGGCGCGCCGGGAGCGCCGGGCGGCGGCGCACACGGAGCAGAUGGAGGUCAAGAUUCGCCGCAAGAGCACGAGCAGCGACGGCAACAAUGUUGAGGCAGCCACCGGCGGCGGCGUGGAGGAGGACCGGAACCAGCUCUCGGAGGCGCUCUUAAUCACCGCCAGUUGGGGUGAGGAGCGUGUCGUCGCCCUACUACUCGACGCUGGGGCCGGCAAGAACUAUCCCGACGCCCGCGGCGACACGCUGCUGCUGGACGCGGGCGCUUGCCACCUCAACUCGGGCGCCGACCCGACCGUCGUUGGCGGCAGCUAUGGCACGCUGCUGGGCGCGGCUGCGCUCCGGGCGCCCGUAGACACGCUCGACUUCGUGCUGGGCAAAGGGCCCGGCGACGGCGGGGUCGGCCUUUCGGUCACGAUGACGGGCCGUGAAGGCCGCAACGCCGCCCACAUGGCCAUUGCCAGGAAGGACGGCGGCAACGCCCAGGACACGAUGGACAAACUCGAACUGCUGACGGGCUGCGACGGCGGGGCGAACCCGCUCGGCGCGUUGGACCACAUCGGCCGCCGACCGCUGCACCUCGCGGCGGCCGCCGGCCGGACGGCUGUGGUGAUGUACCUGCUUAACCGUGGUGAAGAUGGGCACAUCAACGACGCUGAUGCCGAUGACUGGACCCCGUGUGGUAGAACGUUUUCGGCGACCGCUGGAGCUGCGACCAAUGCACAACUUCGACCCCUGCUUUAAAUGCCACAGCAGAUAGAUUCAAGUCCACAAACCAAACCAUACCUUUACAUACCACGCGGUCGC
Messenger RNA from Gaeumannomyces tritici R3-111a-1, 1187 nucleotides. RefSeq lists its product as hypothetical. Gene Ontology annotation, molecular function: protein binding. The record is from RefSeq and is a predicted model, not a curated record. Bases 231 to 1124 code for a protein of 297 amino acids. The transcript has 2 exons. Lineage: Eukaryota; Fungi; Ascomycota; Sordariomycetes; Magnaporthales; Magnaporthaceae.